AAGCCUUGUUCUUCAACUAUUUUAUUUAAUCUUUUCCCCGCUAUCGACGACUUUCGUUAUCUUUCUCCAGUUGAUCGUCUUUUUUGUUUUCUUCAAUCGAAAGCUUGACUCCUUGUCUCGAUUCAAUUGCUUAAUAUAUAUCAUGGGCUGGCUCGAUAAGUUGAAUGACCGAGUGGCUCACUCAGUGAUCGGCAAAUAUUUCCAGCUCGACAACUCGGGUGCAAGGCGAGAACGAAAAGGAACUCGAUUUACAAAAGAAAUCCGCGCUGGUUGCACGAUUUUCUUUGCCAUGGCCUACAUUAUCUCGGUUAAUUCUUCAAUUAUCAGCGAAAGUGGCGGUACAUGCGUGUGUAACGGGACUCCCGAAGAUCCUACGUGUGACAAAGACGAAGAUUAUAUGCAGUGCAUCUAUCAAUUGAAGCUCGAUAUGAUCGUGGCUACGUCCAUUAUUGCCAUGAUCGCCAGCGUGCUGAUUGGCACGUUCGCCAAUCUACCGCUGGGGAUGGCACCGGGAAUGGGGUUGAACGCUUAUUUCACUUACACCGUGGUUGGAUACCACGGAUCAGGCAAAGUAAGCUAUCAGACCGCCGUGGCGGCUGUCUUUCUCGAAGGGUGUAUCUUUUUGCUCUUGUCUAUUUUCGGUAUCCGUCAAUGGUUGGCGCGCGUUAUUCCGAUGAGUAUCAAGGUAGCCAUGGGCUGCGGUAUCGGAUUGUACCUCUGUUUCAUCGGUCUUCAAUCCUCGGCCGGUAUCGGUCUUGUGACAUUAGACUACUCCACCUUGGUAACCCUCGGUGGUUGUCCUCCGGAAGCACUUGAUGAACAUGGUGUGUGUCAGUGGGGACAUAUGGAAUCGCCUACCAUGUAUAUGGGGCUUCUUGGACUCGUCGUCAUGGCGCUACUUGUGAUGUACCGUGUGCGAGGCGCCAUUCUCAUCGCCAUUGUCGGCAUUGCUAUCACCUCGUGGCCACGAGGUAACAACAAAGUCACCUAUUUUCCUUACACACCGCAUGGCGAUGCCAUGUUUGACUAUUUUAAAACGGUCGUCAAUGUUCACUCCAUUGAUCGUGUUGUGGGCAAAUUCGAUUUCACAUUUGACAACAAGGAUAUAUGGAUUGCGCUGGUGACACUUUUGUACGUGGAUAUCUUGGACACGACAGGCACAAUGUAUUCGAUGGCUAGAUAUGGUGGAUUUACCGACAAAGCGGGCGAUUUUGAACAUUCGACCUAUGCUUUUAUGUGCGAUGCUGUAAGCGUGAUUAUCGGUUCAUGCUUUGGCAGUUCACCUUGUACUGCGUUUGUGGAAUCGGGGGCCGGUAUUGCCGAAGGUGGUCGAACGGGCAUUACUGCGAUUACCGUUGCAUUUGGUUUCUUCAUUUCCAUUUUCUUUUCGCCGAUUUUUGCAAGUUUCCCUCCCUGGUCUACGGGCCCGGCCCUGAUCGUCGUCGGUUCCAUGAUGACUUCCAGUAUCCGAAAUAUCAAUUGGGACUAUCCUGGUGAUGCCGUCCCUGCUUUCAUUACGCUGGCCGUCAUGCCGUUCACUUACUCGAUCGCCUAUGGUAUCAUUGGUGGCAUUAUCAGUUACAUUGUCAUUAACGGGGUGGUGUAUAUCGUCGAUAAAGCGUCGCGUGGACGGAUCAAGCCGGACUACUCCACGCGGGAAGAUUGGUGGAGCACCGCCAUGAGCCGACCUUUCACCCCUGUCUGGUUACGGUUUGUUGUGGCCCGAGCUCGUGGUCGUAACUUUGAUUGGCAUCAGGAUGACAUGGAGUUUGAAGACGUUCCCACUUCCUCCGCUCAUGUUCCCGAUGAGUUGCAUAAGCUGGGCGACCAGGAUGAUGCGAAUGAACUCACCGUUAUCACCGAUGCAGGAUCCACCGAGAAACAAGAUCCUUCCCAUUAAUCUUAUUUAUCUGAUCAAACACUUUACAUUUGUUACCAAUUUUCAUUCUUGUUUUAUUAAAAUCAUUUAAUACCA
Messenger RNA from Radiomyces spectabilis, 1975 nucleotides. Its product is annotated as permease family-domain-containing protein. The transcript has 6 exons. The coding region runs from base 143 to 1900 and encodes 585 amino acids. Gene Ontology annotation, molecular function: purine nucleobase transmembrane transporter activity. Lineage: Eukaryota; Fungi; Mucoromycota; Mucoromycetes; Mucorales; Radiomycetaceae. Gene Ontology annotation, biological process: transmembrane transport. Gene Ontology annotation, cellular component: plasma membrane. The record is from RefSeq and is a predicted model, not a curated record.